Messenger RNA from Labeo rohita (rohu), 1363 nucleotides. RefSeq names its product serine/threonine-protein kinase pim-3. Gene Ontology annotation, biological process: negative regulation of apoptotic process; protein autophosphorylation; regulation of mitotic cell cycle. Bases 104 to 940 code for a protein of 278 amino acids. The record is from RefSeq and is a predicted model, not a curated record. Gene Ontology annotation, molecular function: ATP binding; protein serine/threonine kinase activity. NCBI's taxonomy places the organism in Eukaryota, Metazoa, Chordata, Actinopteri, Cypriniformes, Cyprinidae. Gene Ontology annotation, cellular component: cytoplasm. The transcript has 7 exons.
GUGGUGGCAGAGGCUUCGCUCUUUCUUCCAAGCUGCCAAAAAACACCAGAGCAGCUCAGGUCAGGGAGAGGUGGAGCAGCAGCAGCAGGAUGAUGGAGAGAAGAUGAAGGUGGCAUGGGCUGCAAGAAGUAGUGAUGACUACAUCUUCAGCCGUUACUCUGUGGGCGAUCAGCUGGGGAAAGGUGCAUUUGGUGUGGUGUAUGAAGGGAGACGCCUGGAGGAUGAUCUUAAAGUGGCUUUGAAAUACGUCCCAAAGACCGACAACACGGAAUGCAUAGCCAUUCCCGAUCAUCCAAACCCCCUUCCGAAAGAGAUUGCCCUCACCAUCCUGGCGAAUAAAGGCCGCAGAGUGCCAGAAAUUAUUCGCCUGCUGGACUGGACGGACCACCCUGACCACUUUGUCAUAGUCCUCGAAUGUCCCUCUCCCUGUGAAAAUCUAGUAGAGUUCAUCAGGCGUCACGGUGGAAGCCUCGACGAAGAAAAAGCACGGCAGAUCAUGUGGCAGGCGGUUAACGCGGCACACAUGUGCUGCCUCCGCGGAGUGCUCCACCGUGACGUCAAACUAGAGAACCUACUGAUAAACAGGGAGACAUCCGAAGUCAAGCUGAUUGACUUCGGAUGCGGGGACAUUCUGAGGAUGUCACCGUACAGGUCUUACCAAGGCACAGCAGAGUACUCACCUCCAGAGUACUACAGAAGGGGGGAGUACUGUGGCUGGCCAGCGACUGUCUGGUCACUAGGGAUUGUGAUGUUUGUGAUGUUAUGUGGACACUUCCCUAGUGACUUUGACCUGCACCUGCUGCAGCACAAGUGCUGGUCCAAACCUGGCCUGUCUAAAGAAUGCUGUGGCCUCCUCAGCGCUCUCCUGCAUGAGAAGCCAAUCCGGCGACUUGGCUUGGGGCAAAUCGUGGCCCACAACUGGUUUAUGGUCGUCUCAUAAGACCAGUCCAGUUGGCGUCUCUCAUGCAGCUUUGCGUCUUGCGGGCUGCAGCGGGAGACGCUUCCAUCCCUCCUCUCGUCUUUGCGUCUUGCUGGACGAGCAAGCCCUGGUAGCGUCUUGCGCCUUAGCUUGAGGAAGCAGUAUUUGCGUCUGGCGGUACUGCUUCCGGGGGGGAUGUGUACAUAUUGUAUAUAUAUGUACAUACUUCUUUUAGUUGCCCCUUUUUGUUUGUCCCAUCAUGACCACUCCAUUCCUGAGGUUCCUGUCACAGCAUGCCAGAGCUCUCAGUCUUCACCACCAUGAAGACGGAGCUCCCAUUCUCUGCCACAAUGCAAGCCAACUGCUAUGGCUGCUCCACACCUGUAAUAGGCACCCCAAUGGUGUCGUUGCCUCCUCAGAGGUUUGUGUAAAAGCCCAAGCCAG